AUGCAGCCCCAGCGAUGCCUGCGUGAGUCCCUCACGCCCCAGCAGCUGCGUGAGUGGUACGCUGGUUGGGGCUGUAGGGGUGGCGACGCUACUCCUACUUCCACUCCUGCUGCUUCUACUCGUGGUGGCGGCCAGAUGCAGCUCCCGCGACCCUCUCGCGUGUCUCUCACGCCUCGCCAGCUUCGUGAGUGGUACGCUCAGAGUGGAGGGUCUCUCAGUGCUGUUCGCUGCUCUUACGUGAUUCGCACUGGUACUCGGACUGGUCAGCCUUGUGGGACACGUAGUCAUACACAGUCCCGCUGCUUCGCCCGUCUGAGCGACGCCUGGCGUACCGUGUUUGGCGACGAGGCUGAGCUUCCCGACUGGGUGGAGUUGCUUAGGCAGAGGGUAGAUAUAUAUGCUCUUGACUAUGAUGCUAUUCUCACUGCCAUGUAUGCAUUGCCUACUAGUGCUGACCGUGCCGGUCACCUGUGCGUCCCGCCUGACCCAGGUAUAGGACCUGCUGCUCUAGCUACUGGUGAGGCUGCUGCUCUGGGUGCUAGUGAGUCUCCUGCUCCAGGUACAGGUGCGGCUGCUGCUCUAGGUGCUAGUGAGUCUGCUUCCUCAGGUGCGGGUGAGGCUGCGCUCUCAGGUACCGCGUUGGCUUCGGCCUCCCUCACCUUUACACUUGACUCUGGGGCUUCUCGCUCCUUCUUUCGAGACCGCACCACACUCACGCCGCUUGGUCGGCCGGUUGCUGUCUCCCUGGCUGACCCCUCUGGGGGUCCUGUCCUCGCCCACUUCUCCACUGUCCUCCCGUGUCCGGCUGCCCCCUCGGGCACCCUGUCUGGCCUGUACCUCCCCUCGUUCUCGACGAACUUGGUGAGUGGUGCAGACCUGCAGGAUGCGGGGGUUCACCAGUUCACUCCUGCGAGUCAGCGGGUGACCCACUGCACGGACGCACGCACAGGCCGGCACCUGGCCACGUUCUCGCGUCGGCCGGGGUCGAGCCUCUACACCCUGACCACUGAGUCUCCUCCUGUCCACGCGUCCGGUCAGGUAGCAGCGUCGGGUCAGGUGUUUGCUGCUGCGUCCAGGUCUGGUCCUGAGUCUGCCCCCUGUUCGUGUCGCCUCCUGUCUCACGAGACUCUUCCGUGGCACCACCGUCUAGGCCACCCCUCCUUGCCCCGUCUUCGGGGCAUGGCUUCCCGUGUCCUUGUCUCUGGUCUUCCCCAGUCUCUCCCUCCCCUUCCUUCGGGACCAGGACCUUCCUGUGUCCCCUGUAUCGAGGGGCGCCUCAGGGCUGCUCCUCACUCCUCCCAGUUUCCCCCGACAGAGGCUCCUCUGCAGACGCUUCACAUGGACGUGUGGGGCCCGGCCCCCGUCCGUGGGCAGGGUCACGAGCGCUACUUCCUGUUGGUGGUUGACGACUACUCGCGUUACACCUCAGUCUUCCCCUUGCGCAGCAAGGGUGCUGUCACUGAGGUGCUGAUCGACUGGAUCCGCGAGGCUCGUCUCCAGCUCAGGAGGAGCUUCGGCUGGGACUUUCCUGUUCUGCGUCUGCACUCUGACCGAGGUGGGGAGUUCUCCUCUCGCAUUCUGCGAGACUACUGUCGUGCACAGGGGAUCCGCCAGACCUUUACGCUUCCGGACUCUCCACAGCAAAAUGGGAUUGCUGAGCGCCGCAUUGGCAUGGUCAUGGAUGUCGCUCGUACGUCCAUGAUGCAUGCGGCUGCCCCCCAUUUUCUGUGGCCGUUUGCGGUUCGGUACGCGGCGCAUCAGCUCAACCUUCACCCCAGGGUCUCUCGGCCCGCGAUGUCCCCAGUGUUACUGUGGACGGGGAAGGUCGGCGAUGCGUCUGCGUUCCGUGUCUGGGGAUCUCGGGCGUUUGUCCGCGACUUGUCUGCGGACAAGCUGUCCCCCCGUGCUGCUCCCUGUGUCUUCCUUGGCUUCCCCCCUGACGCUCCAGGGUGGCAGUUCUACCACCCCUCCUCUCGUCGUGUUCUGUCCUCCCAGGACGUCACGUUCGACGAGUCAGUCCCCUUCUACCGCCUCUUCCCCUACCGUACUCCUUCCCUCCCCCCCCCACCGGACUUCCUGGUGCCAGUUCCCCCCCCGGUAGACCCCCUCCCCCCUCAGGUUCCUGCCCCUUCAGGUGUGUCCCAGGUAGACACAGUCGAGCCAGUCGAGGUUGCUGCUGAGUCUGGUCCUGCUGCGGGUGCAGAGCCUGGGGGUGCUACGCCUGCGGGUGCUGAGCUUGGGGGUGCUGCUGCUGGGGGUGCUGAGCCUGGGGGUGCGAGGCCGGGGGGUGCUGAGCUUGGGGGUGCUGCUGCUGGGGGUGCUGAGCCGGGGGGUGCUACGUCAGGAGCUGCUGAGCCUUGGGGUGCUGAGCCUGGAGGUGCGGAGCCUGCGACUGCUGGGCGGGAGCCGCUCUCUCCACAGGAGCUGCGCGAGUGGUUUGCUCGCCGCUGGAGGCGUGCUGCUGGAGCUGGAGCUUCUUCGCCUGCUGAGGGUGCUGAGUCUGGAGCUGCUGAGCCUGGAGGUGCUGAGUCUGGAGCUGCUGAGCCUGGGGGUGCUACGUCUGGAGCUGCUGUGCCUGGGGGUGCUGAGUCUGGAGCUGCUGAGCCUGGGGUUUCUCCUGCUGCUGCGUCUCGCCGGGAGCCCCUCUCUCCACAGGAGCUGCGCGAGUGGUUUGCUCGCCGCUGGAGGAGUGCUGCUGGAGCUGGAGCUUCGUCGACCGUCGAGGGUGCUGGUGCUGCCGGUCCCGGAGCUGCUGGGCCUGCGGGUCCUACUGGAGCUGGAGCUGCUGAGGGUGUUGGUGCUGAGACUACUGCUGUCUGUCCUAGCGGUGGUUCUGCUGCUGGUGCUGCUGGAGGUCCUGCCGCUGGAGGUGUUGGUGGCGCUGGUGCUGUCGCUGAGGGUGCUGGUGCUGUCCCUGCUGAGUCUGGAGCUGCCGCGCGGCCUCGGCCGUACUUCGUUCCGCUCCUACAGCAGGUUCUUGGUCUUUCUCCUUCGGUAGAGUGUCCACAGCCUGUCCAGUCGCAGUCACUGUUGGAGCCUUCCUCUCCUCUGCCUGCUCCCUCUCCUUACACUGGUCCUACUGGAGGUCUUGCUGAGCGUCGUGAGCCUGCGUCUCGUCCCGCGUCGCCUGUUCGUGCUGCUCGCGCUAGUGGUCGCGGUUCGCGUCAGCGUCCUCCUCCUGUCCCUGGCACGCACCGGAUGUCUCUGCGUCCGUCCACUGCUCCUCUGCGUGCCCCUUUGCCUUCUCCUCCUGAGUCCUCUCUUCCUGCGCUUGCCGACCCUGAGUCGGACUCUCUUCGCGCUGCCAGUCCUACUGUCACGCGUCUGCUUGCUACUGUCGUCACUGACCCCUCUUUUGAGUCCACUGCUGCGUCUGCUCUAGUCGCUGAGCUCGUUGACUUUGCUGUUCGCUGUCGUCUCGACUACGCUGCUAGUCUUGUUGCUGAGUCUGCGUCUGUCUGUCCUCUGUCCGUCGGGGGUGAGUGUGCUCUUGGCACGGACGUCCUAGAGGACAGGCAGGAGGAGUUACAGUGUCUAGCGGCUGCUUCACCUCAUCUCGCGUCUGUACUGCUUGCCCCUGAGGGAGACCCGGAUGCACUAGACAUCCCGACUCCGCGUUCUUACGCGGAAGCCGUAGAGGGUCCCUACUCCUCUCAGUGGCAGGCAGCUAUGGAUGCAGAGAUGGCUUCCUGGAAGUCCACAGGCACCUACGUUGACGCGGUUCCCCCUCCUGGGGCGAACAUCGUCAGUGGCAUGUGGAUCUUCAGGGUGAAGCGGCCGCCGGGCUCUCCACCUGUCUUCAAGGCACGGUACGUUGCUCGUGGCUUCAGUCAGCGGCAGGGAGUUGACUACUUUCAGACCUUCUCUCCCACCCCGAAGAUGACCACUCUUCGGGUGCUGCUGCACAUAGCCGCUCAGCGCGACUACGAGCUUCACUCUCUCGACUUCAGCACUGCGUUCCUGCAGGGUAGCCUGCACGAGGAGAUCUGGCUGCGCCGUCCACCUGGCUUCACUGGGACUUUCCCUCCUGGCACCCAGUGGAGCCUCCGACGGCCAGUCUACGGUCUCCGCCAGGCACCGCGUGAGUGGCACGACACACUGAGGACUACGCUUGCGGCUCUUGGGUUUGCUCCUUCUACUGCUGACCCGUCGCUGUUUCUGCGCACCGACACUUCACUGCCGCCGUUCUACAUCCUCGUGUACGUCGACGACUUGGUCUUUGCCACAGCGGACACUGCUGGACUCGCCUACGUGAAGUCCGAACUGCUGAAGAGACACACGUGCACAGACCUGGGUGAACUGCGCAGCUACCUUGGCUUGCAGAUCACUCGGGACAGAGCACGCCGCACCAUUACCUUGACUCAGUCACACAUGGUGCAGCAGGUCCUUCAGCGCUUUGGCUUCACGUACUCCUCGCCUCAGGCCACUCCUCUGCCUACUCGCCACUCACUCUCAGCUCUGCCUUCGGAUGAGUCCGUAGAGUCGAGUGGUCCACCAGAGCACAUGGCUGCAGCGAAGAGGGUAUUGCGCUACCUGUGCAGUACGUCGGGCAUGGGGCUAGUGCUUGGAGGGCGGAGUCCAGUGGUCCUUACCGGCCACGCGGACGCUUCUUGGGCUGACGACCAGGCUAUGCAGCGGUCGUCACAGGGUUACACCUUCAGCCUUGGUUCCGGCUCUGUCUCGUGGCGGUCUACUCGCUCGUCUUCGGUUCUCGGCUCCAGUUGUGAGGCUGAGAUCUACGCCGGGGCCAUGGCUGCACAGGAGCUUCGCUGGCUCACCUACCUGCUGACUGACCUUGGAGAGCCACCUCGUUCUCCUCCAGUGCUGUACGUAGACAACAAGGCCAUGCUGGCCUUGUGUCGAGAGCAGCGCUUGGAGCACAGAACGAAGCACAUUGCUCUCCGCUACUUCCUUGCUCGUGAGCUGCAGCAGCGUGGUCAGUUGCGACUUGCGUACGUGGCCUCUGAGGCCAACACUGCUGAUGUGUUCACCAAGGCACUCGCGCCUUGUGACCAUCAGCGCUUUUGCACCCAGCUGGGUCUUGUGCCUGUCUUGCCUCACUUGCUCUCCUCUUGA
Molecule: messenger RNA, 5076 nt
Organism: Closterium sp. NIES-65
Lineage: Eukaryota; Viridiplantae; Streptophyta; Zygnematophyceae; Desmidiales; Closteriaceae
Source: the annotation of a GenBank genome assembly